Carassius auratus (goldfish) is the source of this 1323-nucleotide messenger RNA. RefSeq lists its product as uncharacterized. NCBI's taxonomy places the organism in Eukaryota, Metazoa, Chordata, Actinopteri, Cypriniformes, Cyprinidae. Gene Ontology annotation, molecular function: lysozyme activity. The record is from RefSeq and is a predicted model, not a curated record. The coding region runs from base 160 to 945 and encodes 261 amino acids. The transcript has 5 exons.
AAAUAUUAGUCUUGGUGUGACCAGCGUACAGUGCUGAUGUGAUUAAAGGUCACAGCGUGUAUAUAAGAACGACCAGCAGACCAGUGUCAAAUCACCAGCGAGCAUCUCCCCAGCAGAACCUCUGGCUAUCAUUUGAUCCACAGCGUUCUCUCCGUGAAGAUGUUGGCGGCGUUGGUUCUGGUUUUGCUGGUGUUCAGUGUGUCUGAGGGAAGGAUCAUGAGUAAAUGUGAGCUGAAGGAGCAGCUGGAAGCAUCUCAGAUCCAGGUGAUUAGAUCCAUUGGAGACCAAACGACCAAGGACAAACACAUCGCUAGACUUGUUUGUAAUUUGGAAAACACUUCCGGCUUCAACACCAGCCUCGUCACCAGCAUCCAGAUCAACCAAGAUGAGAUUAGACCUGCAUUACAAAUUCCCCCCAAACCAAAGGAGGAAAAAACCCCAGAAAAGGAAGAAGAUGAUGAGAGACUGGAAGAGGAACACAUAAUCCCUGUUAAACCACAAAGUCCUCCCAAGGGAAGACGUGCAAGAUCUCUCCCCGAGGGCAAGAACGUUGAGAUGCUAGAAGCAAAGGAGCCUCUCUGGACCUGGCACCAUGGUCUCUUCCCCGAAAAGAUCCCUGCAGACUCGUCUGGAAGUGGUCCAGAGGCGAUGUCCGAGGAGGACAGCUCUGAAGAGAGCUCGGGGGAAGAGGGGCGUGAUGAUGUCAUCGCCUGGAACCUGUUGGGAAUCUUCCAGCUGAGCGACCGCGUGGCCUGUGAUCCCGGAUCGAGCGCAUCGCUGAACCUUUGUGGUCUUGAGUGCAACGCUCUCGUUGAUGAUGACAUCUUUGAUGACAUCGCUUGCUUGAAGAUUUUGGCGGGAAGCAGCAACAAGUUGUUGGCAAUGCUGCAGGUGAAAGAGUGUCGCUCUGUCCUUCCUUCCAAAUACUUCGCUGAGUGCUCCUAGUACAUCCAGGCUGAUGAAGCUUCUCCAUCUGAAGGCUGAAACAUCUUCACCACUCAACGGUGGAGCCGUUUUUCAAUCAUAAGGAAACUCUACACUUACGUAUUUGCACAUUUAAAAACCCCAUGACCUUUUGUUAAUGUAUAUCAGCUUUGACAUCAUUUAUAUGCUAAUGUACUCCUAAACCCUGAGAAAAUGAACUUUUAUGCAUUUGAAACCUUCAACUUCCUUUGUCCAAUAAAAAACUCUGUAGAAUAAAAAUAUACCUUUUAAAGCAUAUAUAAAAGGCUUGCUCAUGGCAAGAAAUAACGUUUAGAAAAUUAUGAUUCAUGCCUGUGUCAUAAACUCAAAGCAAAUAAACAAGAAGUUUGUUUUUCUUUA